Messenger RNA from Guillardia theta CCMP2712, 594 nucleotides. RefSeq lists its product as hypothetical. The record is from RefSeq and is a predicted model, not a curated record. Lineage: Eukaryota; Cryptophyceae; Pyrenomonadales; Geminigeraceae. Gene Ontology annotation, molecular function: protein binding. The transcript has 7 exons. The coding region runs from base 1 to 594 and encodes 197 amino acids.
AUGCUGCGGAUCAAGUUCAAUGCUCAUCCCAUCACCAAUGGCAGCUUCAAGCGCAUCGGUCUCGGUAUCUUCCCUUCUGCCUGUAUGUUGAACCAUGCUUGCAACUACAAUGCUGUGUACUCCUUCGUGCCGGGAGGAGCAGAGGUGCAUGCAAAUGCUAUUGACUUUGGACUGAACACUUCAAGCCAGCUUAUUCGUCGACAGAAGCUCAUAAGAGAAGGUUAUUUCUUUCAGUGUGCUUGCGAAUGGUGCGCGGGAACAUCGGGUCCAGAAAGAUAUUUCAAUUCAUUAGUUUGCAAUCCAUGGCCAGACUGCGAUGGGCACAAGUGCGAGGCUGCGAUCUUGCCUGACGCGAAUGGCGAUGAGGGUCAAGCGGUAGUGAUAUGUGACGCUUGCAAGAGGAGGCACCCGAUCACGGAAAUGAAUGCUUUGAACAAAUCAGCGGAGGAGAUGUUAGAAAGUGCACUGGAGACGAUGCACAAAGACGCGACCCAUGGGCAGAUGAAGCUUUCAAAGUUCUUGGAGUCGAAAGAAGCACAAAAAUUGCACCCAUAUCACCUUCUGAGGUUCAAGAACGUGCUGAUGAUCAUCUGA